This is a messenger RNA of Parasteatoda tepidariorum (common house spider), 8830 nucleotides long. RefSeq names its product multiple EGF like domains 8 (gene Megf8). Lineage: Eukaryota; Metazoa; Arthropoda; Arachnida; Araneae; Theridiidae. The record is from RefSeq and is a predicted model, not a curated record. Gene Ontology annotation, molecular function: calcium ion binding; protein binding.
UUAACGAAGAAUAGAAAUAAACAAACGAGAAAAACUGCGCAUGCGCCUGGUCUUCAGUUGCGGAUAGACUUUUUCUUGUAGUCGCGAAAUCCAGAUAAAUAAUAAUAAAAUACAUAUGUGGUUUCCGUGACAAAUGAUGCAAGAGGAUGUGCCUCAAAAAUGUAGAUGUGUUCUGGUUGCCUUGGACUUAAGAAAUUGGUGCGAUCCAAGAUGUAUUUCAUGCACCACUCCCGUUACCAUUCUGGUGGACAACACUGCUUUUUGUCCCCCACCAUUCAUUUGAAAGUUCUUUCUCCAUCAGGAUGAAGAAGAACAUCCAGCACAUUUUUGUGCCCAUCUUUUUUCUGAUGUGUUUGUCCUUAGUUAUUCCUGCCCUUGAUCCUGAUUUAAAUCCAUCUAAUUUGAGCUGUGAUAGAGAACGCAAAGUUUUGACAGAUGAUUAUGGAACAGUUUCAAGCGGAAACAAAGAAUACCCUAUGGAUUCUCAUUGUGAAUGGCUUAUUAGAGCUGAUGAUGAAAGGUCAUAUAUUACUCUCACCUUUACGAAAAUGGAUACUGAAUGCUCAUAUGACCAUGUAUAUAUUUAUGAUGGAAAUUCUUACGCAAGUCCACUUUUGGGGAGUUUCAGUGGCAAUACUACACCACCAAUGGUCACUACUACUCAAGGGACUAUGCUGAUAUUACUUUAUAGUGAUACAAACUAUGUGAGAAAUGGCUUUGAGGCAGUUUAUGUAGUCACUGAUUGUCCAUUGAAUUGCAGCAAUAGAGGAAUGUGCCAAAAUCAUCGCUGCAUUUGUGACACCCUGUGGUCUGGAGAUGCUUGUGAUAUCAGCUUAUGUCCUAUGGACUGUGGCCUGGAAGAAAACAGGGGUGCAUGUGACAUGAAUGGUUCCUACCCUCCAAGAUGCAAUUGCAGACCUGGAUUCUCUGGAAUGGAUUGUAGUCUUCCGGAUUCCAACAAAAGUUUUGGAAACACUUGGCAUUUGAUAUCUUCCAGUGGUAUCGAUGCCAGAGCCGGUCACAGUGGCACAUAUGUACAACAUACUGAUAGCUACUAUGUGUUUGGUGGUUUUACAUUUAAAGAAGUAUUAGGAGACACUCUUGUUUACUCAUUCAGGACCAACAGGUGGACAAACAUAACAUCAAAGCAAUCCCCCAGUGCACGGCAUGGUCAUACUGCUGUGUGUUAUCUUGAUAACAUCAUCAUUUUUGGAGGUGAAAUGGCAAACGGCACCCUCUCAAAUGAACUUUGGUUUUUUAAUACGUCAAGUUUGCAGUGGAAUCUCAUCACUUCUAAAAAUCACAUAGUGCCACCUCCCAUUACAAAACAUUCAAUGACACUAGUAGAUUUCUACUGGUUAUAUGUCAUUGGAGGAAGUGUAUAUGAUGGCACUUUUUCAUCCAAAAUGUAUAGAAUCAACAUCAGAGACAUGAAUGGUUGGGAAAUGGUGGACACAAAUGGUGGUAAAGAAAGUAAUUACAGGCUAGUUGGGCACAGUGCAGUAUAUCAUCAACAAACAAAAACCAUUUUCGCAUUUGGAGGUAUCACCGCUGAGUAUUCUCAUGUAAGCAAAUUAUCCAACCAAAUUCAUGCUUUUCAUACAGAAACCAAAUAUUGGAUUCAAGUUAAAUAUGAAAGGACUCAUUUUACUCCUCUUGAAAGAGCUUUCCACUCUGCAGCCAUUGUUGGUGAUUACAUGAUUAUCUAUGGAGGAUAUACUCAUAAGCAUGUUGAAGAAGAAAUAUGCUAUGAUAAUGAAUUUCAUCUGUAUCAUUUGAAGUGUCAUAAGUGGAUUGAUUUUUCUAGUCUAAGGAAAGAUUUUGAAGGACCCAGCAAUCCCAUUAAACAAGGAGUAUUUUCUCAUUCUAUGGAUGUAAGACGAGGUCAUACAUUAGUGAUAUUUGGUGGUUACAGUGGACUGAUGCGUUCUCAUCUGUUGGCAUAUGUCCUACCAACAGCUGUUUUAAAUGAGCAAUUACUUGUGAAUUCCUGUUCAAAACAUUUGCUGAUGGAGAGCUGUUUAGCUAAUUUGGCCUGUGGUUGGUGCUUCACAUCUAAUGCUUGCAUUGAAAGGAAGAUGCACAAGACAUGCAGUGAGUUCUCAGCUGAUUUUUGUCCCGGGUUUUGUUCUGCCUUAAGUGAUUGUCCAUCUUGCUUGAUAUGGGGUCAGUCUUUCAUUGAAAAUGUCAUAACUGAUAAACAGGAUCCAUUUCCAGUUAUUUCCUGUUCCUGGUGUGUGCCUGAUAUGAAAUGUCAUUCUAUAGAAGACACAAUGACCAGCUGUUCAUCCAAUUCAAGCUCUGGUGGACCUGCUACAAAUAGCUGGUGGGGCUCUGUAGGAUAUGAUGCAUCUAUUCUGGAAGAAUGCUACACUAAAGAUUCGCCUCCUGGUCUUGUGUCUGUUAAAUACCGUCAUCCUGUUAAUUUAUCUCAACCUGAUGAUGUGGUUUAUUUACAUCAAGCCUCUGAAGAAGUACUUUUCCGUUCAGAAAUCCAAAGAUAUGAUGCCAAUGGAAUGGAAGAAAACAUAGUUAAAUUUUUAGGUUUUCUUCACCCUUUAAAUGCAAGGCCCCUUUCAGAGAGGAUGUCCCAACUGCGUCUCACAAUUUGUUCUGCUGGCUCUAAUGCUGUGUUGAAAUUGAGCAAUGAUUCUACUCAAAAUAAUCUGGAAGUGGUAGCAAGUCAUAGCCCAAGACCUUCUUUUUACUGUUCUGAUGUUCACAGAGCAAGAGGUGUUCCUCUCUUUUCAGAUCCAUCUGAAGGCCAUAAAUACUUGUUUGACUUCACAGUCAGAAUACCAGCCUACUUAAAUGAAACAUCUGUAGUACAGCUAAAGUGGACAGCUUUCUCAGUAGAAUUUGAAGUUAUUGAUCAUAAACAUUUAGAAUUGUACAAAAAUGGAACUUGUUAUAAACAUAGCAGUUGCUUGUCCUGUUUGACAGAUACUUUAUGUGGCUGGUGUGAAAGCAAUCAGCAAUGUUAUCCCAAAAGUCAUGUUGUGCAUCAAGUGUUGUGUCAAAAAAAUGGCAAACCUAGUUUCCUAGUUAUUCAUCCUGAUAACUGUUCUGUGUGCUCAGAUUAUAUAUACUGUGAGCAUUGUACACAGAUGUCAUCUUGUGAAUGGGUUGUAGAAGCCGCAAUAUGUGUCCGUAGAGGGCGCUUCAGAUUAUCUGUGCAAGAUCCUCAAUCAUGUCCUGUUCCUUGUCCUUUGCGCCCAAACUGUUUGUCUUGUCUUAAUGAUCCAGGAAUGUGUGCGUGGUGUGAAGAAACCCAAACAUGCUUCCUCUUUUCUACUUAUACAUCAUCUUAUUCAUAUGGGAGAUGCAGAGAUUGGGUUGAUGAAAAUCGUGCUGGAGUUGGGAUUGGGCUUUGCCGUAAUUGCUCCAAACAUUCACAAUGCUCUACUUGUAUAAAGGAUCUAACUUGUGGCUGGUGCAGUUCAUCAAGUUAUCCAGGAAAUGGCAUUUGUACUGAUGGAGAUUUCUCUGGACCUUUUUCAGGGUCUUGUUCUUAUCAUCUAAAAAACUCCAGUGUUCAAGAAAAUUUACAGUGGUCUUAUGGACAGUGUCCAGACUUGGAAGAAUGUUUAUGGGACUUGCAUGAUUGUGAUGAAAAUGCUACGUGUCAUAACACUCCCGAAUCUUAUACAUGUGAAUGCAAUGUUGGAUUUGAAGGCGAUGGUAGAACAUGUACUAGAGCCUGUGCUGUGAAGUGUGUGAAUGGGUAUUGUUCCAAUGCUCCCUAUUAUGUUUGCAUAUGUGACCUUGGUUGGACAGGAGAAGAUUGCAGCAUUAAUUGUGGUUGCAACAAUCAUAGCACCUGCACCAAAGAAGUUGGAAUUUGUGAUGAAUGCCAAGAUUGGACUGAAGGAAAUUUUUGUGAAAAAUGCAGCCCUGGAAGCUAUGGAGAUGCAAAAACAUCAAUUGGUUGCCAAAAAUGCAAUUGUAAUGGUCAUGGAGAUAAUCGUUUUGGAUACUGUAAUACUACAAGUGGUAUUUGCUUUUGCUUAAACAACACUGUUGGGCCUGAUUGCUCUGUCUGCAAAGAAGGCUAUUAUGGAAAUCCUCAGAAUAACGGAAAGUGUUUUGAGGAAUGCCAUCCUCGUAAAGUAAUAACAAAUGCUGUUGAGGGUAGAUUCGGUAGCCCAGCCAUGUCAUCAGAAUCAGAAGAUUGUCUCUGGUUACUUACCGUGCAUUCUGUAUUAGACAUGCAGUCACUUCUUGGUCCUAUGCAAAGUACUGGAACUUAUUUGCAAGUAAAAAUUCACAAAGAUAUCAAUAUUCCAUGUCCACACAAUCACAUCUAUAUUUAUGAUGGCUUACCUAAUUUUGUUGCUUCAGACCAUCCGAACACCUUAUUGGGUUCUUUCUGUGGUACAAAUCUCUCUCACCCAAUAGUGGCUACUGCUGCUUCAGGUUAUUUAACUAUUCAUUUUAAAAGAGGUGCAUUGGCUCAUGGAUUUAAUGCUUCCUAUACAAGAUUACCUCACCUCCCCAAUUGUUGUGAUGAUACAAAUGCCGAUAACAACUGCACAACUUGCUCUAAUCAGCGGUGUCCGAAUAACUGUUCAAAUUCAUUGAAUCAAGGACAAUGCAUAAUACAAUAUGGUAUCUGUGUAUGCAACAAAGGAUAUGCUGGUGAGGACUGCUCACUUAAACUCUCCUAUCACACCUUAGCUUGGAAGACUCUUUUUAACCUUCAAAAAGCAUCACCUAACAAUAUGUCAAUACCUCCAAGUAGAGUUGGAUCUUCUCUGCUGACUUACAAUGUUGAUCACAAUGAGCACCUUCUUCUUUUUGGUGGUUAUUCUUCGGCUGCUGGCUACUUAAACGACUUAUUUUUGUACAACACUACCAGUCAUCUUUGGAUCAAAAUUUUAACUGACUAUGCUCCUCCAAAUCGUCAUUUCCAUGCAGCUGCUUCUUUAAAUCAGUCAUUAUAUGUUUACGGAGGUCUCGGUGAAAAAACUGUUCUUGGAGAUUUCUGGGUGUUUACAUCUGAACAUGUAUGGGUGCAACUGCCAGAAGUGACGACAUCAUCUGCAGUGCUAUCAAUGGCAGGAUCAACUUUAACACCUGUGACGGACAAUCGACUUGUAUUAUUUGGAGGCUUUUCACCAUCGCAUGGCUUCUUUGAAAGAGUUAUAGAAUUUGAUACUGAAAAUCGACAAUGGCUUGUCAUUAAUAGUACGGGUGCUAAACCCAUCGGUUUAUAUGGUCAUAGCAGUGUAUACCAUUCUGAUACUGAAAGUAUCUAUAUAUUUGGUGGUAUUUCCUAUGACCUUGAACAUGUUGCUCCUUGUAAUUACCUCUAUGCAUUCCACUAUCCAUCAAGUCAGUGGUUCCGCCUACCUCCUGACAACAAAGUGAAUAAACUACAGACUAGGCCUUUGCCAAGGUAUUUUCACACCUUGGUUGUUAGAGAAAAUUACUUAAUCAUUUUGGGAGGCCGAGGAAAUUCUAACAGUGUCGAGGAAGCUGCUCAACCAUUUGCCUACGUAUUUUCUUGUAAUCUGUGGAUUCCAUUGACGGAUGAGGCCAUUGAAGUAGUUGGAAAGUGGCCAGAGCCUUUGAUUGGUGCCUCAGCUACUGUGGCUAAUGACGAUGUUUACUUUUAUGGUGGAACUAAUGGGAAACUCUACAAAUUAUCUUUUCCCUCUGAUAUAUGUUUAUUAUUUUCUUCAAGUCGUGUUGGCUGUAUGCAACAAACUGGUUGUGCUUUCUGUUCUCUAACAGAAAAUGGGAUAAAUCAAACACUUUGCUUCUCCCAGGAUAAACACUCUCAAAGCAAAUGUUAUAACCCUAAAGAAGCCUCAAAAUUCAUUCCAUCAGUGACUUGCAACACAGAAUGGUUGGAAAAGCGUAGUUGCCACCAAUACACUUCUUGCUCUGACUGUGUUGCAUCUUGGCCUUCUUUUAAAAGAGCUAGACAAGUUUGUCAGUGGUGUUCGAAUUGCCGAACAGGGCGAUGUGUUGCCUCUGGCUCAUCUUGUGAAGAUGACACAGAUUGCAACAUACCCAGAAAAGUUGUCACUCAUCCUAAUAUGUGCCCCUUGAGAGUUUGUGGUGCUUCUGAUUGUGAGAAAUGUGGUGAUCUCAAAAUGUGCAUUUGGACACGUCAAGUUCAUAGAUCUAGUGGUUUUGGUCUUACUUUGAAUAAAAUGCCCAUCUACAACUGGGUAUGUGUAAUGAAGGAAAUCCAGUCUGCUCCUUCUUUUCCAAUAGAAUCCAUGCCACCAUUAGAAUGCCCUGCAAGCUGCUUUCAUUAUUCUGAUUGUACAUCUUGUUUACGCAGUCAAGGAGGUGAGGGAGGUUGGCAUCAAUGUGUCUGGAGUGAAGAUCUGCAAAGUUGUAUGUCUCCAAGUUUUGAAUUAUUGGCUUGUGAAGAUGGCACUUGUGGACUAGUUGUUAGUGGCAAUGAAUCUUCUUGUCCUUUGCCUUGUUGGGAGCACUUUCAAGCAUCCCAUUGUCUGGCUCAAGCUAACUGUGGUUGGUGUGCAUUUUCUGGUCCAAAAGUAGAUGGCAGAGGACUUUGCAUGGAUGGAGGUAUUAUGGGGGCCACUGGAGGCAUAUGUCGAGAAAAUCAAGUUCUCCUCUUGGGUGUGCCCAUGCCAAUGAAAACUCUGAAGUGGUUCCAGUUGUCUGAAGGACCACCUACUUGGACCUACCUGGUCAAACCACCAGAAAAUGAAUGUGAAAAUGGACACCACAACUGUGACAAUGCUCAUGAAGAAUGUGUUGAUACACUAGAAGGUUUCGAAUGCCAUUGUAAGCCUGGAUACAAAAUGCAAGGAAAAAAAUGUAUUCCAAUCUGUAAGCAAGGAUGUGUCAAUGGCACUUGUGUUCAACCUGAUGAAUGCAAGUGCAAUUUUGGUUUUGUUGGUAAUAAUUGUUCAAUUAUGUGCAAAUGCAAUGGUCAUAGUGAUUGUCCCUCACCUGAAGAGCUAGAUAUAUGCUUAGAAUGCAAAAAUAACACAUUUGGUAAACAAUGCCAAAAGUGCAAACCACUUUAUGUAGGAAAUCCAAUUAAUGGAGGACAAUGUGUUUCUUGUUAUCAAUACUGUAAUACACAUAGUGGAUUAUGUUUCAGUUCUGACUUGUCAAAUAUUACUGCUAGUCUUAUUUCUAAUCAAAGCUAUAUUGAUGAUUUAGUAGAAAAACUUGUUGAAGGUCCUAUUGAUAAUGCAUUUUGUAUAGAUUGUAGAAAUAAUACUCAAGGGAAAAGGUGCAAUGACUGUAUUCCUGGUUAUUUCAAAGCCGGAGAACAUGUUGAAGAUGGCUGCCGUCCGUGUGAAUGUCAUGGCCAUGGGGAUAUGUGCAAUCCAGUGAAUGGAGAAAAUUGCAACUGCCAAAAUAACACAGAAAAUGAUAGACAGUGCUCGCAAAAGAACAUAAAAAAUAUGCUGCAUAUGACACCUUGUUGGCAGCUUCAAUGUUCCAAGUGCAAGGAGUAUUUCUUAGGCUCACCUGCAAAUAGUCAUCAGUGUUAUAGGCAUAUGUAUUUAGACAAAGAAUACUGUUUUGAUCCUUCAACUCAAGGAGAUUGCAACAGAAUUCCAAAUCCUCUACAUUAUGGCCAGACAGUCUUUUUUGCUGUACAGCCGAGGUACAUGAACGUUGACAUCAGGAUUGUGGUGGAUGUUACAAGUGGAGGUGUUGAUUUCUUCCUUUCUGCAAAAGAAGAUGCAUUUAUUGUAGAGGUCGAAAAGCCUUCCGGAUUACAUCAAAUAUACAUCGAUGGUAAAUAUGGAAUGUACGAACGCGAUAUGAGCCAAUAUGAGACAGCAUCUGAGUUCUCAGUAGCUAUGCAGCGGAAAAAACGUGAGGAAGCAGACAGUGAUUCUGGGGUAUACAGCAAUAUCACUGAAUCAUCCCCCACCCAAACACUUCAUCCAAAAAUCGGUGAUGCAGAGGGAUUAACGACCUACAUUGACGUUAAAAAGUGCGAAGACUUUUUGUAUAUUAGGAAUCUAGAAAACAGGCUUAUUGUCACCAUACCUCAAGAAGUUCAUGAUUUACGCACCACAAGAUUUUACAUGAUACUGCGCGGUGCAAAGCGAGAAACCUUUGGUAGUUUAUUUUUCAGACAAGACCAAACAAGAAUCGAUCUCUUUGUGUUUUUCUCUGUCUUUUUCUCUUGUUUCUUCCUGUUCCUCGCUGGCUGUGUGGUAUGUUGGAAAAUAAAACAAGCCUUUGAUGUCCGUCGUGCAAGGCGCCUUCAUGCUGCAGAAAUGAAACACAUGGCAAGCCGUCCAUUUGGGCAUAUAUUGACCAUCAUAGAUGAUGAGCCUGAUGAUUCGUCAGAGUUCUUCCUCUGCUCACCUAGUAAUUAUCGGAAGAAAUUAAAGUAUAUUAAAGCACAUGGUAGAGAUUCUCCAAAGCUUGUAGAUGAAAAACUUUGUUUAAGGCCAUUAGCAGUUGAACCAUUAUCAGAUGGUUAUGGUGCAAUAACAACGAUACUUGUACAACUUCCAGGUGGAGCUCAAUCAGUUGUUCGAAUGACUUUAGCCUCGAGUCUCAUUACCUCUCGUAGCUCUCAUUAUCAUCUGGGCUGUGGCCUGAGAGCUGCUAUGAGACGAAGAACUAGCCAUGCCAAUGUAUGAUUAAAUAUUCACUGAUUGAUUCGUGCAUUAUGUACUUGCCAUGCAUUUGUGUGAAUGUGUCUUCAUUACUUACUCCUUUCAUUAUAUAGUAGCAAUUUGAUAGUGUGAAUGAAUCAUCAUCAAAUAUAUCUCUCCGCAUUAUGUAAAAUACGUUCUAAUGUCAUAUGAGUGUAUAUAAUAUUUGUAAUUAAUGUUUUGUUUGUAAAAUAAAAUAUAUUGUUAAAUUA